Molecule: messenger RNA, 2841 nt
Organism: Galeopterus variegatus (Sunda flying lemur)
Lineage: Eukaryota; Metazoa; Chordata; Mammalia; Dermoptera; Cynocephalidae
Gene: ZMYND15
Product: zinc finger, MYND-type containing 15
Exons: 15
Coding region: 44-2263 (739 amino acids)
Biological process (GO): spermatid development; negative regulation of DNA-templated transcription
Molecular function (GO): histone deacetylase binding
Source: RefSeq, a predicted model, not a curated record
UUCCUUUGCUCAGUCUGGGCCCAGACCCAGUGCCCCUGAAGACAUGGAGUUUGUGUCUGGAUACCGCGACGAGUUCCUUGAUUUCGCUGCUCUGCUCUUUGGCUGGUUCCGCAAGUUCGUGGCAGAGCGCCGGGCUGUCGGAGCCAGCCUUGAGAGCCGCUGGCGGCAGCUGGAAGCUCAGAUAAGAAGGCUGCCCCAGGACCCUGCCCUUUGGGUGCUCCAUGUCUUGCCCAACCGUAGUGUGGGCAUCAGCCUGGGGCAGGGGGCAGACCCAGGCCCUGGACCAGGCCUGGGAGCUGCCCGGCUCCUGGGAGAGGAGCCUCCACUCCACCUGCAAGACCUGAGCCCCUAUAUCAGCUUUGUCAGCCUAGAGGAUGGGGAGGAUGGGGAGGAGGAGGAAGAGGAAGAUAAAGAAGAGAAUGGAGAGGAGGGUGCAAGCACAGAGAAGGUAGAGCCGGAGAAGGACAGGGAGUCAGCCCCAGCCAGCAGGGAGUCCCCCCAGGAAGCAAGCCCUCCAGGGGAGCCAGAGGAAGCUGAGCAGGAGGGAGGAGGUGGUCACGAUGGCUGCCGAGAGGACAAGGCAGAGGAUGAAACAGGUCCUGAGAAGAGGAAGGGAUGGAGGAGUGCUGAGGCUGCUCCUCUGCACGUUUCCUGCCUUUUAAUGGUGACAGAUGAACAUGGCAUCAUCUUGGGCAUUGAUCUGCUAAUGGAUGGAGCGCAGGGGAGUGCAGGCCAGGGCUCAGGGACCGAGAAUCUGGCUCCUCGGGCCUACGCUCUCCUCUGCCACAGCAUGGCCUGCCCCAUGGGCUCUGGGGACCCCCGAAAGCCCCGACAGCUUACUGUGGGAGACACCCAGCUGCAUCGAGAGUUGAAGACCCUGGUCCCAAGGCUGGGCGUGAAGUUAGCCAAGACCCCAAUGCGGACAUGGGGUCCCCGGCCAGGCUUCACCUUUGCCUCCCUUCGGGCUCGAAUCUGCCAUGUUUGUCACAGGCACAGCUUUGAAGUGAAGCUAACACCAUGCCCCCAGUGCAGUGCUGUCCUGUAUUGUGGAGAGGCUUGUCUCCAGGCUGACUGGAGGCGAUGCCCAGAUGAUGUGAGCCACCGAUUUUGGUGUCCAAAGCUUGCGGCCUUCAUGGAGCGGGCGGGGGAACUAGCAACUCUGCCUUUUACCUACACUGCAGAGGUGACCAGUGAAACCUUUAACAAGGAGGCCUUCUUGGCCUCUCGGGGCCUCACUCGUGGCUACUGGACCCAGCUCAGCAUGCUGAUUACAGGCCCUGGCACCCCCAGGCACCCCUGGGGCAGCACACCAGCCCUCAGUCUUCUCAGUGGAGAUCCCUACCACCUUCUCCAAGGGGAUGGGCCUGCCCUGAUGCCUCCUGUGCCCCCAGAUCCACCCAGGGGCCUCUUUGGCUCGUGGCAGGAUUACUACACAUGGCGGGGCCUCAGCUUGGACUCCCCCAUGGCUGUGCUUCUCACCUACCCGCUGACAGUGUACUACGUCAUCACUCACCUGGUGCCCCAGUCCUUCCCUGAGCUCAACAUCCAGAACAAACAGUCACUGAAGAUCCACGUGGUAGAAGCCGGGAAGGAGUUUGACCUGGUAAUGGUGUUUUGGGAGCUCUUGGUCCUGCUCCCCCAUGUGGCCCUGGAGCUGCAGUUUGUGGGUGACGGCCUGCCCCCUGAGAGUGACCAACAGCAUUUUACCCUGCAGAGGGAUGGCCCCGAGGUGUCUGUCCGUCCUGGUUCUGGGGUAUCAGCACGACUCAGCUCUGGGACUAAGGAGAAAGGGGGCCGCAGGGACCUACAGAUCAAAGUGUCGGCAAGGCCCUACCACCUACUCCAGGGGCCCAAGCCAGACCUGGUUAUCGGAUUUAACUCUGGCUUUGGUCUCAAGGACACUUGGCUGAGCUCUCUGCCUCGGUUACAGUCCCUCCGAGUGCCAGCCUUCUUCACCGAGAGCAGCGAGUAUGGCUGUGUGAUGGACGACCAGACCAUGGCGGUGGCCACGGGAGGGGGCACCAGCCCUCCACGGCCCAACCCCUUCCGCUCCCCUUUUCGCCUCAGAGCGGCCGACAACUGCAUGCCCUGGUACUGCAACGCCUUCAUCUUCCAUUUGGUCUACAAGCCCCCGCAAGGGGCUGCGGCCCGCCAGGCGUCCGGCCCCGCGCCCCCUGCCCCGGCUCCUGCCGCCUCUCCCGCCCCCACCCGAAGGCGCCGAGGAGAAAAGAAAUCCGGGCGCGGGGCCCGCCGGCGGAGAUGAGUGCUGAGGCCGUAGCAGUCCGCCCCCUCCCCAAACACGCUUCCGAAAGAAAACAUGAUAGACACCCGCGGCCACGAAAAGGUAAGUCAUUUUCCAGCCCUGGUAACCCUCAGGAACCCAACCCCAAAGCAACGAAAGACCGAGAAGCAGAAUGUGGUUUCUCACCAGGGGGUGGGGGAAGCAGACAACCUCCUAGGGACGCACAGGCCCCACGCACCCAACUGCAGUUUCUCUCAUCCCUCACGUCGGAUAAACACUCAACUCCUGCCGAGUUGGUCUCCUAAAAUCCAUCAGUGUAUGUCCAGUCUGCUGUAAACUCCACCAUACCUCAUCUCCACAUUGCAGCCAGCAUAUUCCUCCUAAGACAGACGUUCGAAACCCAGUCCUCCUGUGCUUAGGUCCCUUCAGUGACUUCACUCCACUCUUAAAAUCCUCUUGAGUGUGGGCAGAUUUAGUGACUUCAGAGUCACUAAGUAUAGAGUUACUAAGUGUAGAAAGGGAAACACAGUGAAGAAACCAGGCAGACACCCUCUUAACCGAGUGACCAAGGUUAAUAAUAAGUAAUAAGUCCUGAUAGC